Phytophthora infestans T30-4 is the source of this 558-nucleotide messenger RNA. RefSeq lists its product as uncharacterized. NCBI's taxonomy places the organism in Eukaryota, Oomycota, Peronosporomycetes, Peronosporales, Peronosporaceae. The coding region runs from base 134 to 532 and encodes 132 amino acids. The record is from RefSeq and is a predicted model, not a curated record. The transcript has a single exon.
CACGAUGAGAGCUGGGUUACCCAGCUGAUAUCGCGCUUGUCCUCGCCCCCGCCGCCAUAACUUACGUGCUUACGAUCAGAUUGCUUUACCUGGAUUUCGAUGUCCAGUUACGAGCUUGAGCUCGCUCACCCAGAUGCGCUCGAGCAGCAGGAAUUCGGUGGAUAGUGACGAUAGCAAUGCCGUCGACGUUAGAGCGACUUCUUCUACUUCUACCUCACGGCACUCGCGUCGGUGUGGGUUUCCAGAGUGCCAGAAGGCGGCCAAGCGCGGUGGGCUCUGUAUAUCGCACGGGGGAGGCAAGAAGUGUGCAGUCGAGGGCUGCACCACCAGCAUAGUCAGUCGAGGGCGCUGUGUCGCUCAUGGUGGCGGUAAGCGAUGUCAGACCCCAGACUGUACCAAAAGUGCGCAAACCGGAGGAUUUUGCUGGGUCCAUGGGGGCGGCAAGAAGUGCGGCUUUCAGGGCUGCAAGAAGCGAGCGCAGAGUGGUGGGGCUUGUAUUUCACACGGUAUGCAACAUACUUCUAGCGCCUAGAAAAUGAACUACUAACAAGUGUUCAA